This is a messenger RNA of Linum trigynum, 3042 nucleotides long. The record is from the annotation of a GenBank genome assembly. Lineage: Eukaryota; Viridiplantae; Streptophyta; Magnoliopsida; Malpighiales; Linaceae.
CUUACUCUCCCAUCUAACGGUCCCUAGUCCCACCACGUGUUUCAAACCUCUGAUCCACGCCGUCCCUGUAUGGUCACGGUGGUGUUAUUCACGGGCAGACAUCAGGAGUUGGAAAUUUGAGCCUACGGUUCAGAUCCUGCCCAUAGUCUUUCCGGGCAUAUCUCUUUGCCUUUAAGAACGAGGCUGCUCUUCCUAUCAUAAUCGCUCUAAUCAGGGGAAAAUUCCCAAUCCCCAAUCUUCUCCCUGUUUCCCCCUCCCGCCCCGAAACCCUAAACAACGGCGGUCCGGCUUUUUCCUACUCUCUCGGUCGGUGGUUCCGUCCUCCCUUGGAUUGUUCCCCCGACCCGACAUCUUUCAGACCUAGGAGGCGCGUGGCGUUCACGCUAUCUGUAAUUCAUGUGUUCUUGGUCGCCUGAAUUGGGAAACCUCUGCCGCCGGGGCUCUCCCGGGAUUCUACCGGAAUCAUGGCGUCAGCUGUGCUAGCUAAUAGGAGCGAACCGAACUGGAUGCAGCCACAGCCGGCCGGCGUUGCGAAGUUAAUGGGCAAAUAUCCUUUCUCUAACUCUAACCCAAACCCUAAAUUCUCAAAGAAGCGGCACCUUCAGGCGUUACCCUUGGCGGAUCUCGACGAAUCUCCAGCCUUCACGCAGUCCGCUGCGUCUGAUGACGCGUCUUCGAUAAAUCGGAGACCUAAUGAUUUAAACACAGCAGGCUUCGUUACUUUCAACAUCUCUUCUUAUUCGAGAAAGGAGCUGGUGGAGUUGAAGGAUCGAUUUGUGGCUGAGCUGGAGCAGAUUCGUCAAUUGAAGAGCCGCAUCGACUUGCCGCCUGAUUUUCAGAUCAGAUCCAGCUCAAAUUUUCACAACAAGAAACUAAUUGGUGGCCCAAACAGUAACAAGAAGAUACUGGGAAGCAAGAGGCCUUUCCCUGUUACGGAUUCGACUUUUGGGGCCCAAGAUUUCAAGAGAGCGCAACACCCAGAUAACUCGCAGUUGAUGAAGAAGUGCGUCCAGAUCCUGUCCAAAUUGAUGAAACACAAGUUCGGGCACAUAUUCAAUGCUCCUGUGGACGUCGUUGGAAUGCAGCUUCAUGAUUACCACGACAUAAUCAAAGUGCCCAUGGAUUUGGGUACGGUGAAAAAGAAAUUGGCGAAAAACCUCUAUGAUUCGCCGCAGGAUUUUGCUGCCGAUGUGAGACUGACCUUCAACAACGCGAUGAGGUACAAUCCUAAGGGUCACGAUGUAUAUGUUUUUGCUGAUGAGUUACUUGCCAAAUUUGAAGACUCGUACCGGCCCAUCAAGGAUUCGCUUGUUGACGAGAUCCAGAAAGAUGAAGAGCACGUGCUAGAAGUACAAGCGAGCUCUUGGGAUCACAACCACCGGGGAUUGGUAGAGACUGAAAGCGCAUCCAAAGACCCAAGGGAUGUUAUGCAAGUGAUGGCUAAAUCCGAGCAAACUGGUAACUCAGUGGCUCCUCCUGCUACUGGAUCGAGCCAAAACGUUAACCCUCACUCGACUUCACAAUUGCCUGUGAGGACCCCAUCACCAAGAAGGGUUCCACCAGUGAAGCCUGUUAAGCUUCCGAAGCCCAAGGCAAAGGAUCCUAAUAAGAGGGAGAUGAACCUAGAAGAGAAGCAUAAAUUGGGUGUAGGGUUGCAGAAUUUGCCUCCGGAGAAGAUGGAGCAGGUUGUUCAAAUUAUUAAGAAGAGGAAUGGCCAUUUGAGGCAAGAUGGAGAUGAGAUUGAGCUGGAUAUUGAAGCUGUUGAUACAGAAACUCUAUGGGAGCUUGAUCGAUUUGUCACCAAUUACAAGAAAUUGGCGAGCAAGAUUAGGCGUCAAGCAUUAAUGGGUGGCAAUAUUGGGGCUCCUGCUACUAGUGAAGGCAACAAGGAUGUGCCCGUCAAUGAGAGAAUGGGCAUUGAAUAUGAGGCAAAGAAGCCAAAGAAAGGUGAUGCUGGCGAAGAAGACGUGGACAUAGGUGAUGAAAUGCCAAUGAGCAGCUUUCCGCCUGUGGAGAUAGGGAAGGACAAUGGCCAUGCCAGUAGUAGUUCUAGCAGCUCCAGUAGUUCCAGCGAUGAUUCUUCCUCCUCCAGUGAUUCCGACUCAGGGAGCUCUUCUGGGAGUGAUUCGGAGGAUGCUCACUCAUAGUACUAUAUCCAUAGCGUGAUCAGAACCAUUGUGGAUGAGAUUCUGGCAUUACAGGUUCGAGGCGGGGCGGGGUAGAGGAUUCUGGAGGUGCCUUGCACAAGAAUGGAUGAAAAGAUGCGGUAUGAUAACUGGGUCAGUCUGUUCUGGUGGUGGAUUGAUUGCUUUUGAGAUGGUAUGGUGUGGUAAUUUGAUAGAAUCUAUUCUGUGACAGGUUUGUUGGAUUGGUGGACGAACUAAUGGAAGCUGGGCAGUGUUGGAGUAAAAGGAAACUAGGAAGGUGAAUUCUUUCUGAGGUUUGUUUGUACAAGAAAAGCGGAUGAGCUUGUGUAUAAAGGAGGAGCCAGCCAGCAGUGGCCAGCUGGUUUAAGUUAGUGUAGGAAGGGUAGUUGGAAGAUUUUUCUUUUUUUUUUAGUUUGAAUAUUUGUGGCGUGGCGUCUCUUUGGAGGAGUAGUAGGGGAGAGAGCACUAGUGGUGGUGAUGAGUGGGUGGGUGUUCGGAAAGAGAGAUGGAGGACUUAGGUGGUUAUUCGGAAUAACAUUUUGUAUACAUAACUACAAUUCUACAACACUUGAAUACAGAUUGACCCACCGUGGUGGCUUUGGCAACAGAGUUUGUUGAUGUGUCCAUGUUUUUUUAUUUUGGCGCAGGGAUAAUCGUUUAUGUUUUGUGUCUGUUGGUAGGGUAAGAGUUGGGAGGAGGAGCUGCUUUUUAUGCGAGGUGGUUGUGUCUGUUUGAGAGGUGAAGAAGAAGAGUGUUAGGAAAGGGAACAUCAAAUAUGGUAUCUGUAUGUGAAGUUGAUUUCUCUGUCUCAACCCAAAAGUUGGAGGAUACAGAAACAAGCCCCAGACAUGUUCAUUCUUGUUGACAUAGAUAGUAAUGAACUAAUGAUGCGAAU